This is a messenger RNA of Parathielavia appendiculata, 555 nucleotides long. RefSeq lists its product as uncharacterized. Bases 1 to 555 code for a protein of 184 amino acids. NCBI's taxonomy places the organism in Eukaryota, Fungi, Ascomycota, Sordariomycetes, Sordariales, Chaetomiaceae. The transcript is spliced from 4 exons. Gene Ontology annotation, molecular function: sterol binding. Gene Ontology annotation, biological process: intracellular sterol transport. The record is from RefSeq and is a predicted model, not a curated record.
AUGUCGGAUGCACUGAACAUGAAGCUCUCCGCAAUUGUCCUCGCGCUCGCGGCGAGCGUCAGCGCACGGAACGUCUUCCGCUACGAAGGACAGGCCCUCGUCAGACGCAACGACCUCGAUGUGCCUGGCCAGAACCCGCUCAAGUUUUGCGAAGCCGACCGCGAGAAAGACAUCAUCACGAUCGAGGAGGUCAUCUUGACGCCGAACCCGCCUGAAGCAGGCACGACCCUCGUCAUAGAGGCCAGCGGCACGGUAAAGGAGACGAUUCUCGACGGCGCAUACGUGAACCUGGAGGUCAAGUACGGCUACAUCCGCCUGAUCAACACGCAGGCCGACCUGUGCAAGGAGAUCAAGAAUGUGGAUCUCGAGUGCCCCAUUGAGAAGGGCAAGAUCUCCAUAAUCAAGUCUAUCGACCUGCCCAAGGAGAUCCCACCGACAAAGGGCAAGUACAACGUCCAGGCCGAUGUAUACAGCAAGGACAACGAGCACAUCACCUGCUUGACCGCCACUGUGAUCUUCGGCCGCAAGUCCUUAGGCGGCAUCCUAGACCUUUAG